AAAGUCAUUGUAAGGAGAGUGCAAGGCUUUUUUCGUAGUAAUAGUUUGCUGGCCAUCGGAAUCUAAUAAAGGUCGAAGGACCAUUCGAUUCAUUAGGGGCCAUUUCCGGACCUAGCAGCAGACAUGCGGGCCACGCCUGAAUUCAGACCGGAUCAGGUUUGUGUAAUUAAAAUUAAAAUUCGUUCUAGUGGUUGGCAAAAGGCAAUCACCAGAGUAUUGAGUAGUUGUGACGGAGUACGUCAAACCAAAUUGACAGAAGAUGGAAAAGUGAUGGUAUCAGGGAUUGUUGAUCCAAAUUUACUAAUGAAAAAUUUGGCAAAAGUUAACAAAUCAGCAGAAUUAGAAUGGAUUCAAUUUGGUCAAUGUUCAACCAAUUUAUUUCUUCCUCCAAAACCCCCUACAAAUAAUGCCAACUUACCAUCAAAUCAAGGACCUUUUCGUAAUUUCACUUACCCCAGAUUUGGUCCACCGCCCCACCACGGUGGUUACUAUGGCCUACCUCCGCCGCGGCCCUACGUACCUUUCAGGGGCAUAUAAGUAAUUUGCAAUGCAAUGCAUGUGACCACGAGGUUACGAAUUCAAACUGUGGAAAUAGCCUUUGUCAGAAAUGUAAGAUGAGACUGCGUACAAUACACCCCUGUGGUGAGACCCUUCCGCGAAUCCUGCGCAUAGCGAAAGCUUUAGUGCACCAAGUUGUCUUUUUUUUUUUUAAAUACUAUGUUAAUAGGGUAACUAAGAGUAGUUCCUAGUAAAGAUUGUUAUUGAUUUUUCAUUUUGUGUUCGGUACUAAUAUUGGAACUUGAUGAAAUUCGGAUGAUGGGUUGCGAGGCUCGAUUUUUUCA
Molecule: messenger RNA, 842 nt
Organism: Capsicum annuum
Lineage: Eukaryota; Viridiplantae; Streptophyta; Magnoliopsida; Solanales; Solanaceae
Exons: 3
Coding region: 124-537 (137 amino acids)
Source: RefSeq, a predicted model, not a curated record